AUGGCGUCCGCCGCGGAGGCGCGUCUGGACGCCCCGGCGCCCUCGGUGCGCCGCGCGGCGCUGCACUGCACGGCCAAGCUGUCGGCGCCCGGCACGCCGGAGAGACGGCUCGCGAUGCUGCACAAGGUUAUGGACAGGGCGUCGGACUCUGAUGUGGACGUGCGCGCGGCCGUGUUGCAGGGGAUGACUCAGCUGGCGGAGGUGGGGGACAAAGCGGCGCUUGCGAUGACUCAGCGCGCCCUGGAGGACAAGUCCCCCAGCGUGCGGCGCCAGGCGCUGCAGACCCUGGAGCAGCUGGUGGUGGUGGCAGACAACCGAGCCUUGCGGCUGGUCGCCAAUGCGGCCUCGCAGGACAAGGACAUGACCGUCCGUAGAGUGGCGGAGGAGGUGAACACAGCGCUGAAGUCCAGGCAGCAUCAGCCAAGCAGCCUUUGGGGGCUCUUCCGCGGUCGGUCUGCUUGA
Messenger RNA from Effrenium voratum, 462 nucleotides. NCBI's taxonomy places the organism in Eukaryota, Dinophyceae, Suessiales, Symbiodiniaceae. The record is from the annotation of a GenBank genome assembly.